GCGACCGUACCGACAACAUGGCGGCGUCCUUGAAGCACACGGUUUGCCUUCGGUAGGCAGCCAGAGACAGGCAAAAGUCAUGGAUAAUGCGAGGCUGAAUGCGAAUCAAAGUGUAAUUCCCGUUAAUACCAUGGAAAGAAGAGAAUUUACUGCUUCGCUCGUGGCUGGGGGCAUCGCGGGCAUGUGCGUAGACCUCACCCUCUUCCCGCUGGACACCAUCAAGACCCGGCUUCAGAGCCCGCAGGGCUUUGCCAGGGCGGGAGGUUUGCGUGGCAUCUACGCCGGGGUGCCCUCAGCCGCGGUUGGAUCUUUCCCCAACGCCUCUGCGUUCUUCGUCACCUACGAAGCCACCAAAUCCCUGCUUGGGGCAUGUGGGCCCCCACAUGCAGCGGCCGCCACACACAUGCUAGCUGCAUCCUUGGGAGAAAUCGUGGCCUGCUUGAUCCGCGUGCCCACAGAGGUGGUGAAGCAGCGAGCACAGGCAGGCCCGUCCUCCGGCACGCUGCAGGUGCUGCUGCGGACUCUACGCCAGGAGGGCUUCUGGGGCUUGUACCGAGGCUACGGGAGCACCGUGCUCAGAGAGAUCCCCUUCUCCCUGGUGCAGUUUCCUCUCUGGGAGUACCUCAAGAGCCUUUGGUCACGGAGGCAGGGUCACACGCUGUAUUCUUGGCAAGCUGCAGUAUGUGGAGCGUUUGCAGGGGGGGUGGCUGCGUUCGUCACGACGCCACUCGACGUAGCGAAGACCAGAAUAAUGCUGGCCAAGGCCGGGACGAGCACAGCGAGUGGAAACAUCCCCCGGGUCCUGUACGAGGUCUGGAAGAGACAGGGGCUCCUUGGCCUGUUUGCUGGCAGCCUCCCCCGGAUGGCCUUCAUCAGCAUCGGGGGGUUCAUAUUCCUGGGGGCAUACGAUAAAGUCCGCAGCAUGCUGCUUUAGGCAGGAGCCACCCCCCCCCCCCCCCCCGAAACAGCGACGAACCCCGAAGUGCUGACGCAAGACGCGAGGUGACUGCAGAGGAGCGACGGAGAUCACGUUACCCAAAGACCUGCAUUCUUGGUUCACAGCUGGCUGCAGAUUGAGUUUAACUGUCCUGGUUGUAAAAUCACUGGAGUUGAGUCUGUUUUCCAGACUGAAGCCAUAACUGCUGUCUGAAUCAUUCAGGCCCAGGUCUAAUACAGACAUGUUCCUUUUGAUGGUCUGAAUGCUCAUCCCCUUCAUCGGCAUCUUCGUUCUUCCAAAGGCUAAUGAGCAGCUCUAGUGGUUUUUGAGUCUCACCUGAAGAGAGGGGGCUCUCCGUCGACCCCCCAGUCUUAGGAAAUCACAGACUGGACACGUAUUAAAAGCCAGGAAUGUGACUGAAGCGACGGGCUGGUUAGUACGAAGAUCGUUAGCGCAGACAUGUUUCACGUGGACAAUGUGAAUGAAGUAACAGCUUUUUGAUUAUUUCUGUAAUAUUUAGAGUUUGUCAAAAUAAAAAGUUGGUGAUAUCA
Molecule: messenger RNA, 1488 nt
Organism: Paramormyrops kingsleyae
Lineage: Eukaryota; Metazoa; Chordata; Actinopteri; Osteoglossiformes; Mormyridae
Gene: slc25a26
Product: solute carrier family 25 member 26
Biological process (GO): transmembrane transport
Source: RefSeq, a predicted model, not a curated record